Candidula unifasciata is the source of this 177-nucleotide messenger RNA. The record is from the annotation of a GenBank genome assembly. Lineage: Eukaryota; Metazoa; Mollusca; Gastropoda; Stylommatophora; Geomitridae.
GUGGUUGGACUGUUGCUUCCAAACCCCAGUCUAAAACAGAUUGUUUUCUGGCAGUGGCUGAACCAAAGUCACAACGCUUGUGUCAACUACGCCAACAGGAAUGCCACAAAGCCGACCCUGGUCAAACGAUUUGUUCUUGGUUAUGUUGGUGCUGUCACAACAGCAGUCUCUAUAGCA